Molecule: messenger RNA, 615 nt
Organism: Colossoma macropomum (tambaqui)
Lineage: Eukaryota; Metazoa; Chordata; Actinopteri; Characiformes; Serrasalmidae
Gene: odam
Product: odontogenic, ameloblast associated
Exons: 7
Coding region: 11-601 (196 amino acids)
Source: RefSeq, a predicted model, not a curated record
GCAGCUGGAAAUGAUGAAGCUCCAAGUCACCGUUCCAUUGGCUGUUCUUCUCAGCGUGUGUACUAGCGCUCCUAUCUUACAGCCACGACUCGGAAUAAUCGCAAGUAACAGCAAUGAGGUCUUGCGUGUGAAUGGAAUCACCCUUGCUGGCCUUGGCAUGGGCCAAGCACAGGGAACACCUUUUCUAUCGCCAUUCCUGUUCCAGACGCAGCCCGAAAUCCUGCUGCCUCCCCAGUUUCUGAACUUUGGCCCUCAGCUGCCUGGACCCUUCCUACCACCACAGCAGAACCAAGUGCCCCCAGUAUUGCUGCCUCCCAAUCAGCAGGAACAGCAGAUAGCUCUUAACCCCAACAGCCCCCCACUGAACCAAAAGCCUGUCCAGGUGCUUCCUCAGUUCUACCCCUUCGCUCAAGGAUCAGGCGGACAGGCCUUUCCGUAUUAUCUGACCUACGGUUUCCCUCCAAGGAACCCACUAGUUCCACCUCCAAGGAACCCACUACUUCCACCCAACCAAAGAACAGCCUCACAGAACUCAGUGAGGCCAACUCCAGCACCCCCACAGCCUGUCCAGGAUCCUGCUUUCUCCUUUUUUGAACCAUAGACUUUAAUGGAAAA